AUGACUAUGGAUAAGGUUACGAUUCAGGAAGCAUCCCGCCGCCUGAACGUUUCGCAGCGGGACGUUCGCGAAUAUAUCCGCAGGGGCACCCUGCAGGCGGAGCGCGACCCGGAUUCAUCGACCGGCCGUUGGCUGGUCGAGCUCCCCGGCGACGGCUGGGAAGAUGAUUUCAAGGCCUUUCUUAACAAUAUGGCGGCAGCCCAGACGCCUUGGUGGUGGGCCUUCGACAACAAGAUCGGAAAGGUGCACUACCUGCUGCAGGUUGGCAUCGAGGAGAUCAUGCCCGACUUCCUCUGCGGACUGCGGGGAGAGAACCUGUAUUCCUCCGACGGGCAUACGGCAGACCAGCGCUGCCCCGAGUGCCUCCAGGCUGCCGUUAGCCAGAAACUCCCGCUCUGGGACGACUAG
Molecule: messenger RNA, 408 nt
Organism: Geodia barretti
Lineage: Eukaryota; Metazoa; Porifera; Demospongiae; Tetractinellida; Geodiidae
Source: the annotation of a GenBank genome assembly